This is a messenger RNA of Trichoplusia ni (cabbage looper), 1944 nucleotides long. RefSeq names its product trypsin-like (gene P37k). NCBI's taxonomy places the organism in Eukaryota, Metazoa, Arthropoda, Insecta, Lepidoptera, Noctuidae. Gene Ontology annotation, molecular function: serine-type endopeptidase activity. The record is from RefSeq and is a predicted model, not a curated record. The coding region runs from base 563 to 1588 and encodes 341 amino acids. Gene Ontology annotation, biological process: proteolysis. The transcript is spliced from 7 exons.
GAUAAAAGUGACUGACUGUGCAUUUGUUGAUGAUUACAGAUUAUGCAUACUGUAGAUAAUUAAGGGAAUAAUACGGACCCUUACAUGACGCCCUUAUUAACAAUCAUAUUUACAAACUGGCUGAUUACGAGCACAUAACCGUUGCAUCUGAGUUGUGCAAUAAACAUUAUGAAUAACGAGGCAUCAGUCACAAUAGCACGUAGGUAUCUAUUAGGAUCCCUCAUGAUUCGCUAAUGCUUCUAAUUACACCAUUAAACAGAUAAUAAUUCCAUAAAAAUUACAGAAAAUCUGUUAUGGUAUUUGUGACAUCGCAGGUGGGUUGUUUAUAAGUGGUUGUGCGGGUGUAGGACUUGCAUACGGUGGUGAGGACUAAGUGGAGCGCUGUGGAGAAAGUGCUGGCUUCGGCUCUGUCUGACUCCGAUCUGUAGUGUGUACACAGGCAGGCGUCUCGUCACCCGCCUUUCGUCCUCCAUCCAUCCUCCAGUGAGUUCCUAAUACUAUUUAACCUUGAAUUUAACCCGUGCUGUGUGAAGUGCUUGUGAUAAUUGAUAAAGGUUCCACAAUGAAUCGGGCAUUACUAUUAGUGUGCCUGAUAGGCGCCAGCUGGUGCCAGUCAGCUAGUGUCGCUGAGCCUAAGGAGAAGGAGAAGGGUUUUAUCGACUGGAUCAACAACCUACUGGGCGGCAGCAGCACGACCACCAGCCCUAUUAUCUCGAAUGAACCACCACCAAACUGCCCUGCUUGUCAAUGUGGUAUUGCACGAACAAAACGUCGUAUCGUGGGAGGGUACGAGACUAAGGAGCGCGAGUAUCCCUGGAUGGCCAUGCUCAUGUAUAACGGCAGGUUCUUCUGCGGAGGAUCCUUAAUCAACGACCUGUAUAUCCUUACUGCCGCUCACUGCACCGGGUACCGUAAAGAGCGCAUCACCGUUCGCCUGCUCGAGCACGACACAUCCAACCCCAACGAAACGAAGACCAUCGAUAGGAGAGUGUCGGCUGUCAUACGUCAUCAGCGCUAUAAUCCAGGAACUUAUGAUAACGAUAUCGCGCUCAUGAGGCUUGAUGAAAGGGUGGACCUUAGCAACGCUGUAAAGCGAGCCCGCCGCGAUGAAGACUCAAGUUCGACUAGUACAACAGAAGCAGCUACAACGCCAGCAGAACAGCAGCCUGAUGACGUCAGAGUUCGUCCUGUGUGUAUGCCGACUGGCGGACUGUCGUACACCAGUCGCUGUGGGGUCGUCAUUGGAUGGGGUGUCACUGACGAAGGAGGUUCUGUCUCUAAUACGUUACAAGAGGUGAAAGUACCCAUUGUAUCGAACACGGAAUGCAAGGAGCGUUCGUAUGGUCGGAGAAUCACAGAAAACAUGAUGUGUGCGGGCGAGCCAGAUGGCGGCCGCGACGCCUGUCAGGGAGACUCCGGCGGACCACUGCAUGUCUUCAACGAGACCACCGAAAAGUACCAGGAAGUUGGAGUCGUGUCCUGGGGCGAGGGUUGCGCAAGGCCUGAGAAGUACGGCGUCUACGCCCGAGUCAAUCGCUAUCUAACAUGGAUCAAGAGCAACACAGCGGACGCUUGCUACUGCGACUAAACGCGACUGUACCGAGGACUGGAAGAUCACAUGCAAAAGUGAUGCGACAAAGUAUUAAGAGGCUCCAGUGUUAAGACAUAAUACAGUGGUCAAUAGAUUUAGAGUUGUGGAGAUUAACUAAGGGCCCCGUCACACUAGCGCCACGUUGCUUCAACUCAUUGAAUGUCCAAAGUAUCGCUAUUGUGAAGGGGCUCUACGUAAAAAUGUGCCUGUUAUUUUAAUCCUCUUGGCAAUUGUCUAGAUAUAUAAACUAGAUGUCUUAAACAUUGCAUUUAAACAUAAGUUUUAUGAUUAGUUUACAUAGCAUUUUCCAGUUGGGAAUAAUGAUAAGAAAUAUUUAAAGGAGCAAAUUUUAU